AUGGGAUGGACCCUGCUUAUGCGUCCAUCUGAGCCAGUGGUCGAAGUACCGCCACCUGAGCCAGCGGUUCAAGUGCAGCGUCCAUCUGAGCCUGUGGUUGAACUACCGCCUCCAACGGAGCCAGCGGCCGAAGUACAGCGACCAUCUGAGCCAGUCACCGAAGCACUUCCUCCACCUGAGCCGGCAGUAGAGGUGGCGCCGGCUGUCAUGCCAACGUCUGACAAGCACGAAUACUCUCUAGAAUCAUCACCUGCACAUUCCACAGCAAUUGAACCCUCACAAUCAUUACCAGAACAGUCGGCGCCAUCUCCUGACAAUGGAUAUGCUAUUGCACCAUCUACAUCAUCUGCUGCCCAACCUGCACCGCCUCCAUCCGAACAUUACACAGAGGAGCAGUUGCCUGCAGUUGCACCAGCACCCACAUCUGCCGCACCUCUUGUGGCAGUUCCGUCUGCUCCUUCACCGGACCUUGGGCACGCUUCGGAGCAUCCACCAGAGCCAGCAGCAUCGGAAAUUGGCACCGCAUAUGGGACUGACGGGGAAGCAACCUCAAACGAAGAAAUAACACCUUCUCCUUCGAACAACGUCUACUCUGGAGGCAACGGCGCACCACCUGUAUCACUUCCAGAGCCACUUCCUCAGCAGGUUGUGGAAGCGCCUGAAACAAAAGUAGAAGCACCAGUAGAGGUGCAGCCUUCGGCUGGUGCAUAUGUAGGAGGGGCUGAAGCGGUUGCUGCGCCACAACCACCUGUUCCACAGACAGUUGCACUUCCUCCACCACCAGCGCCUUCCCAACCAAUUACACCAGAAGAAGGGCCUGUAGCCAAAGGCGAAAAUAUUGGCGGUAACGAAGCUCCUGCUCCUAGCAACUCUUACUCAGAAAUCCACGAGGCAGCUCCUCCUCCUUCUUCCUCGCUACUCCCGAUGGAACCGAAUCCUACAGUGCCGCCAGCAACAAUAGUUGUAGUAACUACAACACAACAAGCUUUUGUACAGCAGCCAGACAGCGGUUCAGCAGAGAGCAGCUACACCAACCUAAACGAGGGCCAUUCAGAACCACACGCCUCCCUCAUUCCAGUUCCGGCGCCCGCGUCGACGUAUACGGACGUCAAACCAUCAUCUCAAACUGAAAAUGCUGCCAGCUCUUCUGCACAGUCACCGAGUUACGAAAAUAACGGAGAACCGUUGCCAGUCGAGUCGUAUGGCCAAAAUGGUUACGUAGCGCCCACGACAACACCUGAGCCAGAACUCCGACCGGAGGCUAUCAUUCACCCGGCCACUACUACAUUGCCUACACCUGGAACAUCUGCUUCUGAGGGUGUACAAUACAUAAAUGCUUCGCCCGCACACGGCUCUGAACAGUCUUACUCUGGGACUUCUCAGCAGGUCUCCUAUGUUCCUGAAACAUCUCCGCAGCUUCCUGAAGAAUCAGAACCAGAAGAACAGGCGACGAGUAAUGCGGUAGAGUCGUCUUACAACAACCUUGAAGAAGACCACGGACAACCUCAAGGACCAGUGACUGUCAUCGACACCGAGAAGACAGGAAACACUGCGCCACAAGUGAAUCAACAAGUCUCUCGACCUGCAUAUGGUACUCGUCCCAAAAUCCAGGUCAACCCGUCCUCCUACAAGACGCUGCGACCGUACGCACCACGGCCGUACAUACCACGACCCGCACUCACUCAAAGUGUGGAAAAAUAUAAAGAGUCAUUCGUUCCGCAACCGCUACCGCCACCGCCUGGACCAGCACCAGCUUUUCCACUUCAACCAUCGGCGCCAGUAUUUCCACCAUCUCCAUCGGUGCCACAAUUCCCACCGGUACACCAAUUCCAAGCUUACUCAUUGCCGCAACCGCAGCUUCUCCACCAUGUACCUCAGCCGUCGUAUGCAGUGCCACAAAACCAGGGAUGCUGUGGUGGACAACUGGUCAGCUCACGAGGCGACUUGUGCAUGCCAAUGAACUUCAGUCCGUGUGGGGGAGGUCAAAGCUUCCAAGGGACAGCUGGAGGAUGUGGUAAUCUUUCCUAA
This is a messenger RNA of Ostertagia ostertagi, 2028 nucleotides long. The record is from the annotation of a GenBank genome assembly. NCBI's taxonomy places the organism in Eukaryota, Metazoa, Nematoda, Chromadorea, Rhabditida, Trichostrongylidae.